Scheffersomyces amazonensis is the source of this 2783-nucleotide messenger RNA. Its product is annotated as U4/U6-U5 snRNP complex subunit. The transcript has a single exon. Lineage: Eukaryota; Fungi; Ascomycota; Pichiomycetes; Serinales; Debaryomycetaceae. The coding region runs from base 46 to 2757 and encodes 903 amino acids. Gene Ontology annotation, biological process: mRNA splicing, via spliceosome; spliceosomal tri-snRNP complex assembly. Gene Ontology annotation, molecular function: protein binding. Gene Ontology annotation, cellular component: U4/U6 x U5 tri-snRNP complex; catalytic step 2 spliceosome. The record is from RefSeq and is a predicted model, not a curated record.
AUAUGACUACAAAGAUACCAAAGCUUUCCAGUAUUUGAUAGACUUAUGGAACGUAAAGCAUUUCUAGAUCAAGAACCACCACCUGGAUAUAUUCCUGGAGUUGGAAGAGGAGCUACUGGAUUUACUACUAGUGCUGAUACUCGAGUUUCAACUAUUGAAGUCGAAGAAGAUGAAGAUGCAGAUGAGACUAAUAUUCAAGACUUUAUUUCAACUGAUGGAUCAAUUCUAGCACAAAUAGAUCAUAUAGAUAAAGAAGAUGAAGAAGCGGAUAAGAUCUAUGAAGAAAUAGAAAGAAAACUAAACUCAAAAUCAAAAUCAAACAAAUCAAUUCCAUUACAAUUAACAACUAUUCCAGCAACAGAAGAGAGAUUCUCAGAUUUAAAAAGAGCAUUAACUACAGUAUCAACAAUUGAAUGGUCAAAUUUACCUGAGGCAGGUGAUAUGACUAGAAGAAAUAAACGAUCACGAAUAGCUGAACAAGAACAACAAAGAACUUAUGCAGUUCCUGAUAGUGCAUUAAUGUCAAUGUCAGCAGGAACAAUCUCGGGACUUUCUAAAACUAAUUUCCAAUCAAUUUCUCAAUCUCGUGAUAAAUUAUUGGGUAAUCAAUUAGAUAAUUUAUUAUCUGAUAAUAUAAAUAUAAAUAAUUCUACAGUUAACAAUGAAGAAUUGGAUAAAAUUAAACUGGGAAACUAUGCCAAUAUUAAAAAUGUAUCUAAAGGUAGAGCUAUUCUUGCCUCAUUAAGAAAAACAGAACCUCAUAGAGCUUCUUCAUGGAUUGCAUCAGCAAGAUUAGAAGAAGAAGCCAAUAAUCUUAAUCAAGCCAAAAUUCUUAUUGUUGAAGGAUGUAAGAAUGCUAGAAAAGAUGAAGAUAUAUGGAUAGAAAGUAUAAGAUUACAUCGAAAGAAAGUAGAAGAUUCAAAGUUAUGUAAAUCAAUUAUAGCUGAGGGGCUUCGAUAUAAUCCAAAAUCAGAAAAGUUAUGGUUAUUAGCUGAAGAAGUUGAAAAUGAACAUGAUAUAAUAUCUAGAAGAAGAAUUUUAAUGAAAGGAUUAGAAGAACUUCCAAGUAAUGUUCAACUUUGGAGACAUUUAAUUCUUCUUGAAGAUGAUAAAGAGGAUGUGAAAAAGAUGUUGGAAAAAGCUGUAGAAUUAUGUCCAACUCAUUGGGAAUUUUGGGAGAAUUGGAUUAAUAUAUCACCAUAUGAAGAAGCUAAAGUAAAACUUAAUAGAGCUAGAAAAGAAUUAAAGGGAGAUUAUCGUGUAUGGUUAACUGCCGCUAAAUUAGAAGAAAAGGGAAAUCCUAAAGCUGAUUUACUGAAACUUAUUAAAAUGAUGGAUCGUGCGUUUAAAGAUAAUCUUGCGGGAGAUAGUACAAAUAUCUUAACCAAGACUGAUUGGAUUCAACAAGCAGUAUCUGCUGAAUUGGAAGGAUUCUCAAAGACUUGUAAAUCAAUUGUAACAACCCUUUUGGUAAAUGAAAAUAUUCAACAAGAUGAUUUGCAAUUCUGGUUAGAUGAAGCCGAGAAAAUCAAAUCAGAUGAAUCUAAUCUCACAUCAAAGUAUAUUUAUGAAUUUAUUAUUGAUAAAUUCCCCAAUAAUAUUCAAAUCUGGAUAAAACUACUAGCUUCACUCAAGAGUUUAAGUCAUAAUAAUUUGGAUGAAGUAUAUACAUUUUAUGAGAAGGCAAUAGAUUUAAAUCCUCAUGUUGAAAUUUUAGUACUUAUGUAUGCUAAGGAUAAAUGGAUUUCAGGUAAAGAUAUAGAUGGAGCCAAACUAAUUCUUAAGAAUUUACCAGAUAAUUUGAAUGGUAAUAUAAAUAUAGUUUUAGCAAGAGUUAAAUUAGAAGUUAAAACUAAAGAUUAUAAAUGUGCCCAAAUUAUUCAAGAACAAUAUUUAAAUGAAUAUCCCGAAUCUUCUGUUGAUAUGUGGUAUAAAUAUAUUCACUUUUUAAGAUUUUUAAAUUGGAAGAAUAAUGAAAAUAAUAGUAUUAAAUUAAUUAAAGAAGUUAAUAGAGCAUUAUCAUAUUUUCCAGAAUCUGAUAAAUUAUAUAUACAAAAAGUUGAAAUUUAUUUAAAUGAAUUAUGUGAUUUAAAUUUAGCAAGAGAAUCGGCAUCUUUAGGUACUAAACGAUGUCCUGAAAGUAUUGAUUUAUGGAUAUUAUUAUCUAAAAUAGAUGAAAAAUUAAAUAUUUUAAUUAGAGCAAGAUCUGAUUUAGAUAAUGGAAUUCUUAAAAUUCCUACUAGUGAUAAAUUAUGGAAGGCAAAAAUUGAUUUAGAAAUUAGAAAUAAAGAUCUUAUAGUUGCUAGACAACUUAGUAAUAAAGCAUUAAAAUUAUUUCCUAAAUCUUCAAAUUUAUGGAUUCAAUAUUUAAGUUUAAUUCCUAAGAUGUCACAACGUAAAACGGCAUUUUUAGAUGCUUUAAAAAGUACUAUGAAUUCUUCAAUAAUCCUUAUGGCAAUUGGAGUAUUUUUCUGGAUGGAUGAAAAACAUCUUAAAGCAGAAUCUUGGUUUGAAAGGUCAUUAAAGGAAUCCAAAACUAAUGGAGAUUGUUGGGGGUGGCUUUACAAUUUUACUAAAAAAGUUGGAACUAAUGACGAUAUUGAAAAGUUUAAAAUUCGAUUUUUAGACAGCUUUGAUGAUAUAGAAGAUGGAGAAACUUGGCUCUCUGUCACUAAUGAUUUUACGAAUUAUGAUAAGGAACCGUUUGAGAUAUUACAACAAGUCUCAGAUAGUCUACUUUCUUAUCAAAUUAUCUAGAUUAUGUAUUAUGUAUUAGAAUAAUA